Molecule: messenger RNA, 1638 nt
Organism: Racocetra fulgida
Lineage: Eukaryota; Fungi; Glomeromycota; Glomeromycetes; Diversisporales; Gigasporaceae
Source: the annotation of a GenBank genome assembly
AUGAAAAAAAAGUGUGAUGGAGAUUAUUUGAGUCAAAAAUCCUGUUCAUAUUGUGCUAGCCGUAAAGAGGAAUGCAGAUAUUCGGAUAGUCAAAAGAAAAAACCUACAGAAGCUAAUGAUGUUCAACAGUUUAUUAAUAGAUUAGAGGUUAUUGGUGAUGAGAUACAAAAAUUAACGGAUGAACUAAGAAAAUUUUAUGAACUUAGUAAAAAUCAGGAAGAGCUAAAGUUUCUUGGAAAUGAAUACGUUGAAUCUAGUACCAAUAAUCUUAAAAGGAAACAACCUGAAGUGACACGCUCUCAUAAACCUAAAUCCAAAAUUUCUGGAUUAAAAAGAAAUUCUAAUGAAUCCAAAAAAGAUUCUUCAUCUAAAAAACAAAAAGACACAAAAGGUUAUUUUUCAAAAAUCUAUUUACCUAAAGGAAAAUAUGUAACGCAUCAAUUUGAUCUCAAGGAUUUUAAUGAAACCUCUCCUCAAUUUGAGAACAUACAACUUCAAUCUUCUCCACCUUCUUCUACCGAAUUAAUUAAAACAGAUGCUAAUGAUAUUAAUAAUUUUAAUAAUGAUACUUCAAAUUUUCCUGAAAAUUUAGUAGUGGAUCUUACACGUGUAUUAGUAAUAAAGGUAGAAAAUCCAAAAAUUGGUGAUGAUACUCGUACAUGGGGACCACCUUGGGCAACAAAUAAAGACCCUAAUGACCUUUCAACACCAGAAAGUGCUUACUUUUUGUCGAUUAACAGGAAUAAAAAAUCAAUCACUGUAAAUUUAAAGUCACCCGCUGGUAUAAAUAUAAUAAAAGAUUUGGUCAAGCAGAGUGACAUAUUAGUGGAAAAUUACAUUCCUGGAAAGUUGGAUAAAAUGGGAUUAGGUUUUGAUGAAUUGAGUAAAAUUAAUCCACAGUUAAUCUAUGCUUCAGUCACUGGUUAUGGCCAAACAGGACCUUAUUCGAAACAUGCUGGAUAUGACGUCGUGAUAGAGGCUGGUUUAAUGUAUAUUACAGGUGAAGAGGACGGACCACCUGUAAAGGUUGGUGUGGCUAUAACAGAUUGCUCACUUAUUGAAUGUCAAGUUGCUUCAUUAGCAAACAUUGCUAGCAAUUAUCUCAUUUCUAAUCAAGAAGCUAAACGAAUGGGUACAUCUCAUCCCUCUAUUGUUCCAUAUCAAAUAUUUCCAACUAAAGAUGGUUUUAUUAUGAUUGGUGCUGGAAAUGAUAAACAAUUUAAAAUUUUAUGUAAUACAAUUGACAUAGAUGAAUUAAUAAAUGAUCCAAGAUUCACUACAAAUUCGGAUCGUGUAUUUCAUCGUAAAGAAUUAAUUUCACUUUUAGAGGAAAAAUUCUUGAAUGAAACUACUGAUCAUUGGCUGUCAUUAUUAUCUGAUAAGGAAAUUCCUUUUGCUCCAAUUAAUAAUAUUCAGCAAACUUUUGAACAUCCUCAAAUUCUUGCUCGUGGAAUGAUACAAGAAGUUGAUCAUCCUAAAGCUGGCAAAAUUAAACUAACAGGUAUUCCUGUUAAAUAUAGUAGAGAAACAUUGAAAAUAAGAUCACCACCUCCAACACUUGGCCAACAUACGCGUGAAAUUUUAACUAAUUUAUUACAUUACACUAAUGAGAAAAUAGAUCUUUUAAAUGAAACUGGC